Molecule: messenger RNA, 3841 nt
Organism: Lepisosteus oculatus (spotted gar)
Lineage: Eukaryota; Metazoa; Chordata; Actinopteri; Semionotiformes; Lepisosteidae
Product: zinc transporter ZIP12
Biological process (GO): intracellular monoatomic cation homeostasis; zinc ion import across plasma membrane
Cellular component (GO): plasma membrane
Molecular function (GO): monoatomic cation:bicarbonate symporter activity; zinc ion transmembrane transporter activity
Source: RefSeq, a predicted model, not a curated record
CAGAUUUCUCCAUGGCAACUGGAACCCUAUAAGGUUGUUGUUGCUAAUCCUUUUCAGCUUACACAAUACUUAUUUUUGAUAAGAGGUUUUACUAAUGCAGUGGAAUUCACAUCAAAUGGUUCUCUUCUGCACUGAAAAGGAGCAAAAUUGUUAAAUUCUCUACUAGUAAGGAGUGUAACUAAGGAAGCACAUCACAUACAUCAAGGCCUCAGAUUCAAGACAACAUGCACCUUUGGUGUGAGAGUUUGCAUCUGCUGGUUCAUUUCUGUGUUUUGGGCAAAGUUUUGGAGGCAGCUGGAUUCAAAGAGAACGAUAUGGUGUCUGAAGAGGAUGACAGCCCCGAAUACAUGAGAGAGGUGUUACGUAUUCUGUCCCUGGAAGACCAGACUCAGCUCAAUAGAAACCAAACCCAAGCCUUAAUUACAGCACUUUUCGAUACUGUGAAGUGUCAAGAAAGGAUUGCAGGAACACAACAACAAUGUAAUCAGUGCCUUGCAGCAGAUGUGCUGUUGUCUGUGCUGAAUGAUGAGGCCAAGGACUAUCUCACCGAAGAAGAUUUUCAAAUGAUUUCAACAGUUCUUCUGUAUUAUGUCAUUAACAUGAGAGAUCUGUGCACAUCCAACAUCUCCACCAGUUCUCAAGACUAUCACUACUACCUCUUUGCGGUCUUGAAUAUAAACCACCAAGAUGACAAUCAGUUCCUUUCCCAAAAUGAAACUGAGACCAUCCUGCAGCUUAUCAGUCAGCACUACCGGCUCUCAACAUCGAGUCAUUGCAUAGACACUUCAACAUUAAUGGAAGAACUAAACAUUGUGGAUAUUCAAGGAGCAGAUUUCAAAAUGGUCCCAAAACUCUGUGCAGCAAUUAUAACUUACACUCUCAGAGGACAAUGCUUCCGGAAGCGGAAUUUCCCCUCUCCCGCAUUCUUCACCGGCUACAUAUUCCACUCUCUGAACCGCACCAGUGACAUCAGCACCACAGAUCUGGAAGUUCUGUUGCAUAAGUUGGGUGUUGGAGGAAUCCAUAACCCUGGUGAAAUGAGCAGAAGAGCUGCUGCUUCCAGGCUUCCCAGGAGCUUUGAAAAUAUGCAUGUUGAAACACACCAACAAGCAAGUUGUCCUGAAGAUAUUCAAGAGCAAAAUAAGGACUGGGCACAGAUGUGUUUCUCUGCCACUCAGCUCGUAGAGAUUUUCAUGCUAGACCACCAUUCUCAGAUCUCUAAAGAACUCUUCAACAACAUCUGUCCAGCAAUCAUCCAGCAGUUGUUGGGCAAUGCUUGUGGUACUAGGGAACUAAACCAAAGAAGCUCUCCUCCAAGUGCCAUUGAAAAAUAUGGCUACAGCACAGUGGCUAUCUUGAUCAUUACAAUUGGUUCAAUGCUUGGCAUUGCUUUGAUCUUUUUCCACUCCUGUCAAGAGACAUAUACCCUGGUGUUACAACUUUUUGUUGGCCUGGCUGUUGGGACCCUUUCAGGUGAUGCACUUCUUCAUCUUAUACCACAGAUUCUGGGCCUUCACAGUCACAGUGAAGAUCACCAUUUAACAGAAGGCAAAGACUAUCUCUGGAAGAUUCUGGGGAUUAUUGGAGGGAUCUACGGGUUCUUUCUCAUUGAGAAGAUUUUUUUUCUGGUUAUGCCCGGACACACUAAGAGUCCUUCAUUUGCAAAUGAACACUUGAAUCAUUCCCAUGACCUUCCCUUGGAGUCAAACUGCAAUAACCAAUCUCAAAGAGGAAAAUCCAUAUCAACAAUGCAACUGGGUAUUCCUGAAGAUUCUGAAUGUACAGAAAUACAUUCUGAAGAUGCUGAAGUGCACCUCCCUACAAGUCCAAAGAGGCAGGGUGUUUCCUUGCUGGCUGUCAUGGUCAUAGUCGGAGACAGCCUUCACAAUUUUGCUGAUGGUCUUGUUGUUGGGGCAGCGUUUUCAUCCUCCACAGAAACUGGCAUGGCAACAACCGUUGCCAUACUAUGUCACGAAAUCCCUCAUGAAAUGGGUGACUUUGCAGUUCUGCUGAAUUCUGGCCUCUCAGUGAAAAGUGCCAUGUUAUUAAAUUUUAUCAGUGCCCUCACUGCCUUUAUUGGGCUUUACAUUGGACUCUUCGUAUCCUCAGACACAGAGGUGCAACAGUGGAUAUUUUCAGUCACAGCAGGGAUCUUCUUAUACCUGUCUUUAGUGGAAAUGCUUCCAGAAAUGAGCCAUGUGAAGACUGACCGGCUCUGGCUGAUGUUCCUGUUGCAGAACUUAGGGCUGUUGCUUGGCUGGGGCUGCCUCCUUGUGCUGGCUCUCUAUGAGCACAAACUGAAGUUCUGAAAGGAUAUUUGACAAUUUCUUAGUCUUGCUGUAAAACCGGAGAUUGGACACCUCCAUGAUUACAGAGACAGUUCUGCCCUUCUACAAGACAUGUACUGUAAGCCUCCAGACGUAUCUCAAUGUUAACAAUAAAUUACUGGUUCAAACCAUAAAAAUCAGCAGUCGGUGCAAUUUUUACCAUUUUCAGCCCGCAAGGAAUGACAAGUAUUUAUACAACACUGAAGUCACAGCACGUAAUUGGUGUAAAUAAUGUGCUUAAUUACAAUGGAACAUAUCCUGGGACACACUAGUAUUUGUAGAGAACAAACUAAAAAACCUAAAAAAGGAAAAUAUAGAAGAUACUGUGAUCCGAUUCCCUGCAGAAAACUUGAUAUUUUUUAUUUGUGCUGAUAUUUUUUAUUACUGCUGAUAUGCAUUGUUCUUAUUAAAGACAGAAGUAUACAAAAAUAUUUGAUGUAAAAGUAGGUACUGUCUAAGUGUUUUAUAUUCAUCUUGAGGAAAGAAGAUCUGUCAAUAUACAGAGAGGUUAUGGGCAAGCAGACAAACCUACAGAGAGCUCACUAGCCUACCUUAUACAGUAAGUGUUACAGUGUAGGUGCACUUUCUAUUGGAGUGUACACUCCAUACACUCUUCCAGUCUGGCUAAUCCCUGUAUACUGCAGGAAGUAAUAUGCUUCCUAUCAUCACAAAUUAUACUACCAAGAGCCCUUAAUUAAAUUAUAUGACUUGAUUCAAGUGAGUUUAGUAACAGAUUGCAACACACUAGGUUCAAAAUAGUCUUGGAAUGCCAAAUUACCUGCUGGCUGGCUACCUUACCAGGUAGCUUUCAUUUUCCCCUUUUCCAACUGUUUAUUUGAGGCAUAAUUGGCCUCACACAGCCCAACUCAAUGUCAUAAAAUCCAUUCCACAGUGAAAUUCCACAGUGAAACAUUAUACUGUAGGCUUUGUGAAGCACUGUACUCCAUAAUACUUUAUAUCAAUUGUAUUUGGUUCUUUUAGAAGUUUACUCAUUUAAAGUCCUAAUAAAGCCAAAUGUUGAAUCUUUACAAAGGUUUUGUUAUGUAGCUAAAAUUUUAAACUGUACCUCAGAUUCAAUACACAAAAUGUCCUAGUGGUAAAGAGUUUGCCUGCAGGGCAAUUUAACCUUGUAUAUACAAUAAGAUGCAUUUUGUUUUUAAAUUUCACUUUUAUGGUGUGGUAAUGUAAUUAUUCAUCUGCCCUGCUUUAAGGUUCUGAAGAAAUGAUUAACAUAAUGUCUAUUUAAAUAUGACAUGUCUAUGUAAUUUAGAGAAGUGCUAAAUAAUCUGUGGGUAUGGUUAUAGAAGGUAAAAGCCACAACCUCAGAGUGGCCUUGGAUUGUGAAAGGAAUAAAAUCUCACGGCUCUUGACUGUUUCCUAUUUCUCACAAGUCAGGUUGUAAUGGUUUGUGCGCAUGCAAUACAAAUAACAAAUACUAUCUGUGUGUGAAGCAGUCUUCUCCUUUGUGGCUAAACUAUCGCUUAAUGCUUACUGGAAAUGACCCUGUGCAACAA